Molecule: messenger RNA, 4967 nt
Organism: Hippocampus zosterae (dwarf seahorse)
Lineage: Eukaryota; Metazoa; Chordata; Actinopteri; Syngnathiformes; Syngnathidae
Gene: synpo2la
Product: synaptopodin 2-like a
Exons: 4
Coding region: 268-3828 (1186 amino acids)
Biological process (GO): positive regulation of actin filament bundle assembly
Cellular component (GO): actin cytoskeleton; nucleus; Z disc
Molecular function (GO): actin binding
Source: RefSeq, a predicted model, not a curated record
UGUGCACCUCACUGUGUGUGAAUGUUUGUGUGCAUGUAUGUUCAGGUAUGAGUGUCGUCCUCUGGGCUGGACUUAGAAAAACGUCAGAGCCAGGACAGCGUGAUAGACAAAGCGUAGAUUGGAGUGUUUGAGGGGGGCCCUUACUGCUCACCAUGGGGCCAAGGCAUUGAGGGCCCCCAUCCAAGCAAAGAAAAAACUGAAACAACGGGGUAAUAUCCAGGAAAAAGAAGAUACGUUAAAAAGCCAGGUCAAAAAGAGAACAUCAGAAUGGUCGCAGAGGAAGUUUUGAUUACACUGUCCGGUGGAGCACCGUGGGGCUUCCGUCUGCAGGGUGGCGUGGACAACCAAAAACCACUUCAGGUGGCGAAGGUUCGCAAACGUAGCAAGGCAUGCAGAGCUGGUUUGAAGGAGACUGAUGAGCUGGUGUCCAUCAAUGACCAGCCAUGUGAUGAGUUAUCCCAUGCCCAGGCUAUGAUUCUCAUAGACGCUUCCAAGGGGAUAUUACACAUCCGUGUUAAAAGAGUACCUGCUGGGUUUCAGUCUGUGGUGCUUGUGACUCGUGCCCCUUCUCCUCGCAUCGACAAGGAGUACCGUGCUUCCCUGCAGACCCUGUCACCCACAAACCUUCACCAAGCACCUGUUCGAGAGGUGCACCGUAGCCGAUCUUCCCUAACCAGCGGCUUGACUUCACCACCCGGUAGUGAGGCCUACUAUGGCGAGACUGAUAGCGACGCAGACGUGGCGGGCUACGAGAGGCAGCGACGUCAGAAACGACGCAGCCCCAAUUCCAACACGGGUAAACCAAUGGGACGGACCUCUCCUGAGGGUGGGGAGACUUCGGAGAUGAGUGGCUAUGACAGCGCCCCAGAUGCACAGCCUUACCCAAAUUUGUCAGAAGGACAUGGGGGAGGCGAAACUGGGGGGCUGCCUGGGGUUGCACGAAGGGAAGUAAUUUACCAGCCCCCUGCUCCAGGAUUGUGGUCCUCCCAGACAUCAACUGAGACAUCUUCCAUCAUCUCGUCAGCAGACGACCAGGGGCCACGGGAUGGAGAGCAUGAGAACUUCCUGGAGCUUCCCAACGUGCCGCUGGUAUCCCCCGAGAGGGCAAAGGAGGCACUGAUGCUGCGCUCUCGCAACCAGCUCGUGCCCAUGGUGGGCCCUGUGAAUAACCCCGUCGACGAGGAACUUACAACAACCUACAUGGAAAAGGCCAAGCAAGCCAAGCUUAACCGAGGAGAUACGCCACAGGACAAGAAUGUAAAGGAAGCCAGAAGCAAGUGUAGAACAAUUGCAUCGCUACUGACGGACGCUCCUAAUCCUCACUCCAAAGGGGUGUUGAUGUUCAAGAAAAGGCGGCAGCGCUCCAAGAAGUAUACCCUCACGAGCUUUGGCAGUGUGGAUGAGGAUCAGUGUCUGGACUCGCAAGACGAAGACGAGAUGUUACCUGGUAGCGAGUCAGAAUUUGAGGAAGAGGGCUUUUCGGCUGCUCCAGAUCCAACUUGGGAUAGUGACUACUUGGAUAUGCUUGAGAAAAGGGCAACUGCGGGUGUCGAAGGUCGUGGGGAUGGGGAAGAGGAUGUUCCAAGUCUGGGCUUGGAUGCCACCACAGGGAAAGGUGCCCAGCUGUUUGAACAGCAGAGGAAGAGGGCUGCUGAGCAUGCCAAAAAGGCAGAGGUGGUACAGUCUCAGGCAGCCCAACAGGCUAUAAAUGAGCAAGCACAGAUGUUUUAUCCAGACAGUCAAGGGUAUACACCCAUGCAGCAAGAUGUAUACCAAGUGCAACCAAGCUUUAACAUGUCUAAUGGAGAUCUAUCCCAGGCCACAGGUGGAACAGCUAAAAUGGGUAUGCAAGGGGGACCCAGGCCAGCCAUCGACUCUGUGGAUAUGAUCACUGGCAAUACACCACUAGCUGAAACAUUCAUACCAGAAGCACCUGCCAGUAAUGUUCUCAAUAGAACUGCACGUCCUUUCACACCUGGCUUCAUUACAAUCCGGGCUGCAACAGCUCCGGUAGCAUUCAAGCCAUCUGCCACAAAGACAAACCAGCGACUUACCUCAGCAGCUGCUGUUCCACCACCAUUUUCCACCAUCCCAGAGCAGGCUAUUAAUGCUACAUCAGUGAUGUUACAGCUGUCCCCAGGUCCUGCAAGCUCCUCUAAAGCUUCUGCUCCUGUAACUCACACAGCCGGGGCUUCUGCCAUCCUAAACCCUUCGACCAGUUCCUUUUUUGUAGAGCCGUCACACACAGUGCAACAGACGACUGCUGCUUAUCCAGUUCAAUAUGUAAAUGUGCCUCCAGUUCCACCACAGCCCAUGUUUUCUGCUCCAUCACAGAUCAUAGUUUCAGCUUCACCACAUGUGGUAUCAGGUCCACCACAGCACAUAUUGUCAGCUACACCACAGUUCAAGGCUUCAGCUCCUAUUCCUCCAAUAUCUCAAAUUCCUGGUUCAAUUCAACAAGUUGCACUUUGCCCCCCAGGUGUGCCAGUAGCUCCUCCUCCAUGCCCAAUUCAAAUUCCCAUAACACCUUUAGCAACCGUGUCCAUGGUCUCUGAGCCAGAAGCGAUAGCUCCAACCCCUGUUUCUGGUCAAGGAGGUCGUACAGGAAUCUUACUUGAGUCUCGACGCCGUGGUGGAAAACCGAAACCUAUGUUCAAUGUACCAGAAGUCAAGAGGAAUUCACCAAAUCCUGAGCUGUUAUCAAUGGUGCAUAAUUUUGAUGAGAGGGCCACAAAUCCCAAGCAUAGUCACCCAUUCUAUGAAGAUUUUUAUGAUGCUGCGCAGGAGGCAAGCAGUACAGCGAUCGGCAUAGGGAAGAUGCCGCCCCCGGUAGCACCAAAGCCUCGGGUUCUGCAGGAGGCCCCACAGAUCAUUCAAGCAGGGGGUAAGGGGGCUCAGCUCUUUGUCCGCAGACAGAACCGCAUGGGUAUGUAUGUAGUGGAUGCCCCUCCACCGACCCACUACCAAGACGAAGUGCCCUUGCAUGGCACAGCACAACCCCUCCACACCUCCUCCAUCCCCUCAGGUUUCUCUCAAUGGAAAUACUCCUCCAAUGUGCGUGCCCCUCCACCCAUUGGGUAUAACCCACUCCUAGCUCCUUCUAUCCCCACAGGGCCUCAGAGGAACAUGAGCAAGCCAGGUAAUAAGAGUCAAGGUGGCUCACAGCGAGAAGGUAUCCAAGCUCUGGAUUUCAUGAGAAGGCAGCCCUACCAGCUCAACUCUGCCAUGUUUAACUACAGUGGAAGUGCUGCUAAUCUCUCAGCCAGCCCUUCUCACCACGACAAGAGGCAAGGACACCAUACGGCAAUGGUGGGCAGCUCAUUAACCUCACCGAAGCAGAUACCCGUAAAAACUGCUCGUGCCUAUGAGAUCAAGAGAUUCUCAACACCAACACCUAUGUCUGCUCCCACACUGAUCCCAAAGGUUCUUGCACCUCGUUCAGCCACCACCCUCGGAGAGCGUAUAGAUGACUCUGAUAUGACCACUCCACCGCCUAGUCUGACUGAUCCAACCUCAGACGUCAAGUUGGCACGAGCCCCAUUCAGAGAGUCAGUUUCACUUUCUUCCCAAAUAGGUGGCUUGCCCAGUCUUCCCAAAUUAUCUGCCAUGCCUCCACCGAACCUUGUGUCUGGUGUAGCAGCACAUUGCAUUCCGGUGUCUUACAACACCGGACUACAGGCAGCCAAGCAGUUCCAAAGUGCUCCUGAACUAAGUAUUCUUUCUUCAUUGCCCCCUCUCAAGUCCAACCCAGUUCAGGCACCCAAGCCGCGUUUUGUUGCCAACAAGGGGGGUGUUCAGGCUCAUGUGUGGAGACCUGGAGCAAUUUAAACAAUUGGAAAUCUGGUGUGCUGUUCAUUAACUUGUCCUUGUAAUUACAUUUGCUGCUAGUGUUGGUUUGUUUGUUUUCCCAAGGAAUUAGGCAAACAUCACGUCAUAUUUUAAUAUAUUUAUGGUUACUUGGUUUUGGAAAGGGAUGUCUUCCCCCCGACAUGAACAAGCAACUCUAGACACAAUACCAUAUUAAGCUACAGUAUAUGUUCAAGAUUUUAGACAUAAACAUGUUCAUCCUUUUACUGUUGCUGAUCACUCACAUUAAUUUACGGUAGAUUAUUUACUGUACUAACACUCAGUACAUCAUAAAGCAAACCAUAGACUUAAUACAAACACAUUCUAGAUUUCAAAUGCAAUUUAAUUUUUUAAAACGCCUAUGAGGUCAUUAUACAUUAUUGAUUACUCUUGUGGCACUCUGGUAUUAAUUCCACUCAUAGCCCCAGUUAACAAUGUGCACUUACUUGACGUUACAGUGUAUUAGCCAUGUACAGCUUCUUAAUAAAAAAAUGGCACAGCUGAUAAGUGUGGUCUUUGCAAACAUAUGCAACUAAUACCUUUUAUUUAAUUAAAUAACACAGAUGAACAAUUGUGUAUUUUGUUGAUUAUAUAUAAAGUUGUGCAAGAGAAGGGAUGACUUACUGAGAGCAUUAAUAAUAGGAUUUUAUGACACAAGAGAGGCUGUGGAGAGGUGGAAAUGAUCAGUAGGAUAAUAAUAGGACAGACAACUGAAUGUGGUUAGCGAUUAAAUUAUACACAUGAAGAAUUUAAUCCUAUUUUUGUUGGUAUGUAAGAUUUUAAAUUAAAUUGUUUAAGUCAUGAGCACCCACAGCCUGAAGAUGUUAAUAAAGGGUGAUUAGGAAGGAUCAGGAUAGAGAUUCGAUGGGCAAGAUGGCAAAAGGUCGACGCACUGAGAUGUGUUUUUCCUUUAAAAAUAAUGCUUGAAGAAGAUGGGGUUGGAUUAGAAGUUAUACUUGGGCUAUUUUCUACAGUAUGGAUGAUGUUUAGGCUGCAAAAUGGCAUUUGGGGAUAUAACGGUGUAAAGGGCAAAAAUUACAAAUGUGUCUGGAUAUUGAAAUGUGUGGAGAUGUUUAUAUUUCCAAUAAAAUGAAAUGAAUAAAAUUAGAUCUGAAAAGCAC